Molecule: messenger RNA, 1584 nt
Organism: Xenopus laevis (African clawed frog)
Lineage: Eukaryota; Metazoa; Chordata; Amphibia; Anura; Pipidae
Gene: esx1.S
Product: homeobox protein ARX
Exons: 5
Coding region: 296-1219 (307 amino acids)
Source: RefSeq, a predicted model, not a curated record
AACAUCAAUCAGUUAUAUUAAAAUUGUAACAUUAAUUGGUUUAGGCUGUGUGUGCAACACCCAGUGCACAUUAACCUACGCCACAGCCCCAUCAUUGUCUCAUACUGUUAGUCACAUACUCAGGUUAAUGAGCUGUAGAAUUAAUAGCCUGUAAGUAAAUAUCCCCACCCCUGAAGCCACUGAAUGAGAAAUGCCGACCAAGGGGAUGCGAGGGGCAGUGGCUGGACCAAUGAGAUUAAAAAAAAGAGAAAUAUGUCCAGCCGACACUAGGCUAGAGCUCCCUCAUUGAAACACUAUGCAGGCAGCAGCACAUACUGAUACCAAUCUGAACUGCAGCAAAGAGACAGCCUGCCAGCCCAGCACCCAACACCUCUUUCCUUACUUCAUAGACUGCAUUCUUGGAAAAGCUCCGACAGACAAGAAGAAGAUUCCAGGAAAUAUCAGGCAAAAGCCACAGGGGGAUUUGGAUGAUACUGGAUCUCCACCUGCAAAGAUAUUAUGUAAGACAGGAACGCCUAUGAAACUCAGACAUGGGGAGAACAUGGAAAAGAAACGGAGAGGGGUCAUGGAGAGCACUGCUGAGGCAAAAGGAGCUAAUGAAAUGUAUGAUGAGGACAGGACUGAAAAAAUAACUGAACCAGUUGCUAAACAGAGCUGUGUCCCAGAGUUACUUAAUACCUCAGAGAAAAGGAAACAGCGUAGGUACCGCACCACCUUCAGUAACCUGCAGCUAGAGGAGCUGGACAUGGCAUUCAGAAAGUCCCACUAUCCGGACGUUAUCACCAGAGAGGAUCUUGCAAUGAGGCUGAAUCUAACAGAAGCCAGAGUGCAGGUUUGGUUUCAAAAUCGGAGGGCAAAAUGGAGAAAGCAGGAGAAAAUUGAGAUGCUAGGAGGUGUUUCUGGAUUUCCCAUGAGCAACCCCUUGGGACUGUAUUUUGAUGGUCCUUCGCCUCUAACAGAUUCUGCUUGGAAAACAGUACCUCUGUCCACUGUACCAUUACCACCUUUCAUGCCUGCAUUAAGCACACCUCCGAUGGGUUCCUUGAAUCUCAGUAACAUUUCUUGGGCAACACUUUUCAGUAGCCCCAUUCUAAGUCCUUAUUUUGGAAGAUUCCUUGGUGUUCUAAACCCACUAAUGACCACAUCUUCUCUCCUUUUGGAAAAUCCAAUUCCUGCCUCAGACUCUGAUUACAGCUUUGACCCAUCCAACCAUGGGUGAAUGGAAAAUGCUGCUUUGAGACAAAGGGCAAAGGAACAUUCUGAACAAGUCCCUGCCAUAAAUCUCCUUGGUGGCAGCUUUACUGAGAUUAACAAAGAAAUGUGCUGAUCCUUUUGGAAGGAGCAAGCAAAAAGACAAUUUCUGGAUAGUACCCCAGUUCACUAUUUUUGAAUAUAUUUAAGAGGGAAUGAUGCUGCAUAUAAUAGGUCCAGGGAAUGAAUUUACCAAGCAAUUCAAAUUAUAUUUUAUACAAAGGUUUAAGUUUCCUAAAUUACUUCCACGAAUGUCUCCUGUUUAUUUUAUUUAUGUGAAAAAUCAUCAAUUUCAUAGUACAGGUAUGGGACCUGUUAUUCAGAAUACUUGGG